Molecule: messenger RNA, 1133 nt
Organism: Osmia bicornis bicornis
Lineage: Eukaryota; Metazoa; Arthropoda; Insecta; Hymenoptera; Megachilidae
Gene: CSN7
Product: COP9 signalosome complex subunit 7b
Exons: 4
Coding region: 98-967 (289 amino acids)
Biological process (GO): COP9 signalosome assembly
Cellular component (GO): COP9 signalosome
Source: RefSeq, a predicted model, not a curated record
GGUAGAACUUGUGCGAUCACAGAUAAUUGCUCGCAUUUGAAGGCAUAUUCAGUAGAAAAAUUUGUUUGGCAUUUGUAAAUAUCGAAUAGAGUACAAUAUGACUGGUACUACCACAGAAAAGUCAGCUAAUAAUCCUUUAGAGCAGUUUGUACUGCUUGCGAAAACUGCUAAAGGUGCAGCUGCAAUAGAACUUAUAAGACAAGCCGUAGAAACACCAGGUGUUCAUGUCUUUGGGGAAUUAUUAGAUAUGCCCAAUAUCAAAGAGUUAGAAAGUGGACCUUAUGUUCAAUAUUGGAAUACUCUGAAUUUAUUUGCCUAUGGCACGUACAAAGAGUAUUUAGAAAAUAAGGACAAGGUUCUAGAAUUAACUUCUGUUCAAAAGAAAAAGCUUCAACACCUAACAAUUGUAACAUUAGCCACAAAGUCUAGAUGUAUACCAUACUCUACCUUAUUGGAGGAGUUGGAUAUAAAAAAUGUUAGAGAUUUAGAGGAUCUAAUAAUUGAGGCCAUCUAUGCUGAUAUAAUACAUGGCAAAUUAGAUCAAAAGAAUUCACAGUUAGAGGUAGAUUAUGCUGGGUUGGGUCGUGAUGUUAGACCUGGUGAUACCGGUGUGGUAGCUGAAACAUUAGCUGCUUGGGGUCAAGCUUGUGGUUCUGUGUUAGCGUGUAUCGAAGAACAAGUUACAAUAGCCAAUGUUGAGAAGCAGGCAGCUAUUUAUCAUAAGGAAACAGUACAAAGAGAUAUUGCCAACAUAAAAAAGUCUCUUGCUGCACAAGCUGGAGGUGGUGGUGUGCAGGAGGCUGAUAUGGCAGGUGGUAAUUCGGGAGCAGGAGGAAGUGAAUCUGGUAGAGAAGCACUAUCGGUUCCACCAGAUCCAAAGAAGAAGCAACAAAAGGUCAAAGGUAUUAAAGGCAGUGGAUCUACUAAUCCGGUAAAGCACCACGAACUGAACGAUGAGCCGAAUUGAGAAGUUCCGCUUUAGGUGAAACCUUCUGGCAUAUCACCAACUUGAGCGGAUUCUAUCUAUCUGUCUGUGUCUGUCUGUCUAUCUGUCUGUCUACAACAGCGCAUCGUUUCUCCUCUGUAAAGCUUUUUUUGUACUUUUUGAGAAAUAAAACACGAUUUUACAAACA